Molecule: messenger RNA, 865 nt
Organism: Microplitis demolitor
Lineage: Eukaryota; Metazoa; Arthropoda; Insecta; Hymenoptera; Braconidae
Product: serine protease nudel
Exons: 4
Coding region: 1-822 (273 amino acids)
Molecular function (GO): protein binding
Source: RefSeq, a predicted model, not a curated record
AUGUAUAAGUUUAAAAUAAAUAAUUAUACAUUGGUUAUAUUUAUAACAUUUUUUUGUGGAUUAAAUUCAUUACGAAUCGACAUGACGUAUAUGGGAAGAGUACAAAAAAAUUUAUCUGAUCAUAAUUUAUAUAAAACUCACGUGUCAUCUGGACUUAAAUCGAUGCCGAAUCCUGAAUUAAAUUGCAAAGAAAAUUUUGUCAAGUGUUCGAAUGAAAGUCAUUGUAUUCCGAAAUUUCUAUGGUGCAAUGGUAAAAUUGAUUGUGCAGAUGCAAGUGAUGAAGAAAUGUGCUCAUGUCUUGAUAAAAUAGAUGAGGAAAAAAUUUGCGAUGGUUCAUUUGAUUGUUUCAAUGGCGAAGAUGAACUUAAUUGUUUCGGAUGCGGCAAUAAUUCUUUCAGUUGUCUAGACUGGACCAGACGUGAUCCUAAGGGAACUUGUGUAUCCUUAUCACGAAGAUGUGAUGGAAUAAGUCAGUGCCCAAAUAAAAAAGACGAGUUAGAUUGCAGUAUUCUCACACAAUCUUAUAUCAACGAGGAUCCUAUAAAUAGUUCAUAUGAUAAUGGAUAUUUUUUAAAAAACUGGAAGGGCAAAUGGUAUCCAGUUUGUCCAACAACUCUAGCCUGGGCAUCUGACGCCUGUUUCAAAGGAACUGGAAUCCACGCGAUCGAACCACCAACAAUUACAGUUGAUAUGAAAAAACAAAGACUUAAUCUUGGUCCGUAUAUCGCAAUGGAGCCAUCGGGGGAGAUUAAAUUACUCGAAGAUUGUUUUGCUGAACUGGCAUUCGUUUUAUGUCCGACACAUGGAGAUCUAAAUAAAUAAUACCAUUCAAUUCUGUAUCUUUUAUCAAAUUUAUUAUUAUAUA